AUGGUGACUCCGCCCUCUGCGGCGAAUAAUCCGAAUAUUUGGAAAGCUAACACACCCCCUGGGACUGUUUUCAUUGUGGUGGGUCUUGCUGCACUUGCCAUGCUCUUUGCAAUACUCACAUGGUAUCUUGUCACUGAACAUAUAUCUCGCCGCGAGACUAAAAAGUCCCACUAUGAUUCCAUCGAAAAGGACUUCGAAGAUGAGUAUGCGAAUCCAUUCAUCAACGUGGAUAGGGCCCAGCCUGGUAUCACCCAAUACACUGAAUCAAAUCCUAAAUUACCGAUGGAUCCGCCUCCUUCUGUACCAUUCUUUGGCUUCACAGCUGUGAAUACUCCAGUUGAUAGAUUUGCAACUAUUGAAGAAGGCAAGCGUUUAGAUGGUCACCGCAGGUCUAUGUUUAUAUCUCCUACAAUUGAAGUGAUGAAUCAAAGACGAAGACAGAACCAAAAUAUUUAUGAAGUGAAUCAAUCAUUGUCAUCGUUCGAUACACAAUCUACUAGUAGGCACGACGCCAUUACUCCUGGCAUGUCUGCAACUUCAGAUAUACGGCGAAACUAUAAAUACAGCCGGGAAAGAUACGCUGCAAACGCAGCAGAGUCGUCAGAGAAAUCUCCAAAUAGUCUUUGA
Messenger RNA from Eremothecium cymbalariae DBVPG#7215, 627 nucleotides. RefSeq lists its product as uncharacterized. The record is from RefSeq and is a predicted model, not a curated record. The coding region runs from base 1 to 627 and encodes 208 amino acids. NCBI's taxonomy places the organism in Eukaryota, Fungi, Ascomycota, Saccharomycetes, Saccharomycetales, Saccharomycetaceae. The transcript has a single exon. Gene Ontology annotation, cellular component: cellular bud neck; fungal-type vacuole.